AUGGAAAAGAUGAAGAUUAUAAUUUUGUCUUCAAGGACUCUGGCUCAGGUAGGCUCAGAGCGGCUGUGCCCUGGCUCAGCUCUCCGCUCUCCUCUCUCCACUUCCUCAGUGGUGCUGAUCGGCGAGUCAGGCGUGGGCAAGACCAAUCUGCUGUCCCGGUUCACCCGCAAUGAGUUCAGCCACGACAGCCGUACCACCAUCGGGGUUGAGUUCUCCACCCGCACUGUAAUGCUGGGCACCGCUGCUGUCAAGGCGCAGAUCUGGGACACAGCUGGCCUGGAGCGAUACAGAGCCAUCACCUCUGCGUACUACCGAGGAGCAGUCGGGGCACUCCUGGUAUUUGACCUAACGAAGCACCAGACCUAUGCUGUUGUGGAGCGCUGGCUAAAGGAGCUCUACGACCAUGCUGAAGCCACUAUUGUUGUCAUGCUUGUGGGGAACAAAAGUGACCUCAGCCAGGCCCGGGAGGUGCCUACAGAGGAGGCCUGCAUGUUUGCUGAAAACAAUGGUCUGCUGUUCCUGGAGACCUCUGCCCUGGACUCCACCAAUGUUGAGCUAGCCUUUCAGACUGUCCUCAAAGAGAUCUUUGCAAAGGUGUCCAAGCAAAGGCAGAAUAGCACCCGGGCCAACGCCAUCACCCUGGGCAAUGCUGAAGCUGGACAGGAUUCUGGCCCUGGGGAGAAGAGGGCUUGCUGCAUCAACCUCUGACUUCAGCCAUGGUCAACCCUGUGUCCCUGUCUUUAUCCGUCGGGUGCCCCCCCCCCUUAUUGCAGGACUUCUCCCUACCCUCGAGUCCCUGUUCACAAGCACCCAGGGGCACCCAUGCCCUACCACAUGUCUCUAUCAUCUGUCCACACCCCUCACAGGCCAGGGCCCUCAAAUAAAGCUGUUUUGUAUCAUG
Messenger RNA from Cricetulus griseus (Chinese hamster), 901 nucleotides. NCBI's taxonomy places the organism in Eukaryota, Metazoa, Chordata, Mammalia, Rodentia, Cricetidae. The record is from RefSeq and is a predicted model, not a curated record.